CAUAUUCCUAAAACUGACAAAAUGCCAAAUAACGACUAUGAUGCAAGAUCUCUGAUAUACCACGCUGCCCAUUUUGUGAGAAAAAGUAUCAGAAAUCAAAGCAAAAGCAUGCAUAUACAGCCUGUUAAUGUCGAGGAAUUGACCCCUUGUAAUGCAAAAGCUCUUUUACCAGCAGAUAUUUACAGAUUUCUUUUUAUACUGAUAUCAAAUCAAGAUCCAGUAGAUCCCGUUCUCUGCAAUUCAUCAGAUGAAAGACGCAUACUAGCAAUUGCACAAGAUAUGGUUUAUGCCACAACGCAUGGUCAAAUCAAAACCCCUUACACGCAUUGGCUUUGCAAUGUCAGUUCGCCACAUGACAGGAUCCAAGCAGCUUAUCAGAAUGCUUAACAGAUUUGGUCACAGUUGUUCCUAUGACGACAUCGAAGUAGUAGAUACUAGUUUGGCCCUAGAAAUUAUCGCUCAAACAGAGAAUCUAGGUGCUGUUAUUCCAUCGAACAUAACACCUGGUGUGUUUGUUCAAGCAGCAGGCGAUAACAAUGAUCUUAACGAAGAGACCCUGGAUGGCAAGCAAACCACCCAUGCCACUACUCUAGUCCUCUAUCAGAGACAGCAGUAUGGACCAAAGCCAAAACCAGUAGUACAUUCUAACCAGAAAGAGAAGAGGCGAUCACUGAGCACCCCAGCAGCAGCAUCGAAUCUCAAAGAAUUCAGUGCAUCUGGCAGACGACCUACAGUAAACUUUUACAAGGGUAUUAUACAGAAGGAGUGGUUUCAUUCAACAAGCCCUGUUGGUUCCUCAGCUCAACGGAAGGACAUUGGCUGGUUUCUGGCAUGUAUGUGCACUAACAAGUUGUUCAGUGUAGACUUAAAUACCUCACCCACGCCACAUCCUACUCAGUCCAUACCAAGCUGGAGUGGUUCAACGCAAAGAUCUCAAACUAGUCGCCACCAUUAACAUCUAUUGGCUAUUGUCCAAUGAUCAACGGAUCUGCUACAGAUUAUACCACCAUAUACACUGUCAUGAAGAAUG
Actinia tenebrosa (Australian red waratah sea anemone) is the source of this 1030-nucleotide messenger RNA. RefSeq lists its product as uncharacterized. The record is from RefSeq and is a predicted model, not a curated record. NCBI's taxonomy places the organism in Eukaryota, Metazoa, Cnidaria, Anthozoa, Actiniaria, Actiniidae.